Messenger RNA from Paramecium octaurelia, 312 nucleotides. The record is from the annotation of a GenBank genome assembly. Lineage: Eukaryota; Ciliophora; Oligohymenophorea; Peniculida; Parameciidae.
AAAAUAUUUAGCAAGAGAUGGACCAAAAGCAUUUGAUGGUAAUAUUAAUGAUAAUAUUUUAAGAGAUACUAUGUUGAGGAAUAAUAAGCUUUACAUAGAGCAGCUGCAGUUUAUGGUUCUGGGUUGGCUAUGUAAUUAAACUUGGAGAGAAACAUCCUAGGAGCUCCUGGAUAAUCUUCAUAUAUUCAUUUAGAGAUUGCUAUGAAUAAAUUGGAGGAUAUUGAUGAAUUAGAUUUUAUGGGAAAUAAGAAACUUGAACAAGAAUUCGUCAAGGGAUUUUAAUAAAUAUGAAACAUUAGUAUUAUUAAAUAA